This is a messenger RNA of Owenia fusiformis, 694 nucleotides long. The record is from the annotation of a GenBank genome assembly. NCBI's taxonomy places the organism in Eukaryota, Metazoa, Annelida, Polychaeta, Sabellida, Oweniidae.
AAUCAUCGAUGUAAAUUGUCUUAUCGUAUUAACACGUAUACUCACAAGGCGCAAAAUGAAUCCUCAUUAUGGUGUUAACUUUGUCAUGUUAAUUAGCUUAGGUUUGACACUAGCUCAACAGUGCAAGAAAAAAGACAUAGUAAAAUUGGAAACCAAAAUUGUUAAAUUGUGCGCUGCAGUUAAAGAUGAAGUACAUAAACUUGAUAACAAAAUAACUGAUCUUUUGGAGCGGUUAGAAGCUACGCCCACUGUAAACACUGGGCUCCUUGACCUCUACGCUUGCAAAGAGGGAGAUUGUAUUGGUAACGAUAUAUCCAGUCAUGACGUGGAUAAGGAAACAUGCGCAGUUCUGUGCCAACAACAGUGUCAAUGUGUUGGGUUUGUCUAUACUUUGCAUCCUGAAGCAAGUAAACCAUGCUGGCUGAAGCGUGAAAUAUGCGAUACUCCAACAAGACUCCUUGACUUAUACGCUUUCAAAGAGGGAGAUUGUGUCGGUAACGAUAUAUCCAGUCAUGACGUGGAUAAGGAAACAUGCGCCGUUCUGUGCCAACAACAGCGUCAAUGUGUUGGGUUUGUCUAUACUUUGCAUCCUGACGCAAGUAAACCAUGCUGGCUGAAGCGUGAAAUAUGCGAUACUCCAACAAGUAUGACCAACACGCAGACGUAUUACAAAGACUUUGGGAAAUGUGUAUAA